Messenger RNA from Salvelinus namaycush (lake trout), 6237 nucleotides. It is a transcript of the gene pdzd2, whose product is annotated as PDZ domain containing 2. The record is from RefSeq and is a predicted model, not a curated record. The transcript has 20 exons. NCBI's taxonomy places the organism in Eukaryota, Metazoa, Chordata, Actinopteri, Salmoniformes, Salmonidae. The coding region runs from base 1 to 5499 and encodes 1832 amino acids. Gene Ontology annotation, molecular function: protein binding.
AUGAAUAAAGGUGAGACUUCCUGGUUUGUUUCAGGGGGCGGUAGUCGUCUGGAGUCUGUUGGAGAGGAUGACGAGCUGAUCGUGGAGAAUGGAGAGGCGGGAAGUGACAUGGUGGAGAAACCGACACGAGGCGGACGCAAACACUCCCUGCCUCAGCAGUUAGACACUGUGGGCGUCCGACAGGAGUAUCAGAUAGUUAAGAAAUCAGCCCGCUCCCUGAGCACCUUUCAAGUGGAGUCUCCAUGGCGACUGGCCCAGCCGUCUAUUAUAUCCAACAUCGUCCUCAUGAAAGGACAGGGCAAGGGACUGGGCUUCAGCAUCGUCGGUGGUCAGGACUCUGCCCGAGGAAGGAUGGGGAUCUUUGUCAAGACUAUCUUCCCUAACGGAGCAGCGGUCGCAGAUGGAAGACUGAAAGAGGGAGAUGAGAUUCUGGAGGUGAAUGGAGACUCUCUCCAGGGCCUGACCCACCAGCAGGCCAUCCAGACCUUCAAGCAGCUGAAGAAGGGCGUGGUAACCCUGACUGUGAGGACUCGUCUCCGCAGCCCCAGCCUGACUCCGUGCCCUACCCCCACCCUCCUCAGUCGCUCCUCCUCCCCUAACUCCAACGCCAGUGGGGGAACCCCCAUACCUUCCAGUUUGAACGAAACACCCGAAGUCCGCAAGGGACCGCCCAGACCUGGCCCCAAGGACCGCGUCGUUAUGGAGGUUACACUCAGUAAAGAGCCCGGCGUGGGUCUGGGUAUAGGGACCUGCUGUCUAACUCUGGAGAACAGCCCUCCAGCCAUCUACAUCCACAGUCUGGCCCCCGGCUCUGUCGCCAAGAUGGAUGGACGACUCAGUCGAGGGGACCAGGUGUUGGAGGUGGACUCAGUGAGUCUGCGUCAUGUGGCUCUGAGUGAGGCCUACGCCAUCCUGAGCGAGUGUGGACCCGGACCCGUCAGCCUCAUCAUCAGCCGACAUCCCAACGCCAAGGUUUCAGAGCAGGAGAUGGAUGAAGUGAUCACUCAGUCCACACACAGAGACAGUCUGAGCAAGGAAGGACACGUCUCUCAAACACUGGGCCUGCCCUCUAAGAGCCCCUCCCCCACAGUGAAGCAAGGGUCACUUAGUUCAGAGGCGGAGCUAUCUCAGUACUUUUCCCAGGAAGUGACCAGUCAUUCGUCGCUGUCAGAAACCAUGGCCAUGGGCUCCAGUGAUGACGACAUGCUCCACCACAGGAGCUGCAACACCUCAAUAGACGACACCACCCCUACACAGACACAUGGAUUUAAAGACGGCUCCUGUGUGGUAGUGGAGGAUGGGGCAGAUGUUAAGGCCCCCGGUGACCCUCUGGCUAACCGGCCGGCGGAGGCCAAGCAGCACCAGCCCAGUGUGGGUAGUCCUGGUAGCAGCUCCGUCCGCAGCCCACUGCUCCGACAGAGACGGGUCAUCUGCUAUGAGGAUGAGAUCAGCGAUGAUGAUGAUGACGAAGACGAUGCAGUGACCACGACGGUCCGCCGGGUGGCUGGUCAUGGCACUACCCCCGUGGUGCUUGCUGACUCUGGUACCGUGAACGCUACAUCAUCAGUUGAGGAGAGCGAGGGACCGCUCUCCCCGCUCUACGGAAUCUCUCUGGGGUCAGAGGAAGGGGUCGGGGAAGGAGGGUCUAGCCCCACGACAGGCCCCAGUAACCUGGUUGUGAGGAAGGACCUUCAGGGCCCCCUGGAGCCCAGACGCUCCCCUAAGCUGGAACACAAGGCUGUGACCCGCGUCAAGAGCGUGAUGAGCAUCGAGGCCCCGCCCAUCCAGCCAACUAACCAGCAGAACCAGAGACCCAAAGGAGAGGAGUCUCUGACCUCCCCAUCCUCCCAGUCUCUGGCCCCUCAGCCUGGGGUUGUCUCCAGCCGCUCCCUGGGCCGGCCUGGGUCUAACCCCAACCCCCUCCGUAAGAAGGGCGAGGCCUGCGGCGAGCUGGCGGGGGUCUGCACCAUCGACAGGGUGGUUCUGAGGAGGAGUGAGGAAGAGUCCUUCGGUCUGGACCUGGAGAUCAAGUCGUCUCCUCUGAAGGUGGUGAUCACCGGACUGAGGCCUGGAGGAGCGGCCGAGAGGGAAUCCCAGGGCAGGAUGUGUGUGGGAGACGAGAUCAUAUCGAUCGGGGACACUCCCGUCGGCUCCUCUUCCUACCGCGACAUCUGUGAGCUCAUGCACAACCUUCCUGUGACGCUCAGGCUAGAGGUCAAGAGGCCUGUGUCAGCUGUAGAUCGCCUCUCCAGCCUCGUGAUGUCAUCGGGGAGUUGCGAUGUCAUCCAACCCUCCAUACUGGAUCAGUCCAGAACUUCCCAGGAGGCCAAUGGGGGUUCUCCAAAUCCAGGAAUUCCUUCCUCCUCCUCCUCAGCAGCAAAUCACAAUUUCAAACCCACAGCCCCAACCAACCACAGCAGUGAUAUACCUGUCACCUACAUCGAUGACGUCAUAACCGAACUAGGUUCCUCCGAUGUUGAGAGUGCGCUCUCAUCCAAAAACCACAAAGCCCCUUCAGAAGCACAAUGUGCUGAGACUACAUCCUGCAAGUCAGCUCUAGACAGCAAGGCCCUGCUAGAGAAAGACAAAAGUAAUGUUCAGACUCCUCCAACACGGCCCAGUCAGUUGGACUUCUCUGUCUUGGACUCUGGAAACAAUGGUCGCCUCUUGCCUGUGGGUAAAACAUUCUUGAACAAUUACUCCAGAAACUUUAGCAGUAAUCUCACAGACGAGGGGAAGAAUGUUCUUUCAAACGGGGUGGAUAAACCACCUGGCGCCUCAAAGUGCCACAUGUACAACCAGGUCGAUGACAGCGAUUCAGAGAGUGAAGACACCGUCACGGACAACAGCCACGGCGCUGCCGGCGCUGAGCCACAGGACACAGAUUCUGAUGAGGAGGAAGUGGAGAUUUGUUACAGUGAGGCCCAGCGACCCGGCACUCUGAGCCAGGUAGCGCUGACUCACCCAACAGAUGGGCCAUUGUCUCCCCGGCUCUCUAUCCCUAUCUCUGGCUCUGGCUCUGACGGCAGCCACAAUACAAACGAGUCUGGGCCCUUUGAUGUAGUACUAGACUCUGCUGCUUAUGCCACUUCUGAUGCUGCCUCUCAGCAUAACAAAGACUGCUCUGUGGGGCUCAGCAUCAAGAGUAAGAACAAAACCCAGCAGCAGCAGCUUUCCCCGAAACCAGCCAGAGCCGAAAGUCCGGCGGUUCUUGGGAAAGCAAGCAAAACUUCCCCGCUCCAGUCCCCCAAACUGCAAGCCAAGAAGGUAGACUCUCCUCUGCCAACCAGAAAGGCAGCAGCCUCAUCUAGCAGCUUAAAGACUGGCAAACAGUUGGAACUGAGCAGAAUCAGUAGCAGGAGCCCCACCUCGCCCAAACCAGGUGACCGAGCCCAGGACAAGUGCAAACCCAAGUCCAACCCCACUACCACGUUGGAGGCAGCACAGUCAGCCAAGUUGGAGCUUCACCCUAACAAAGAAGAGCAAGUGACACCAGCUACGUCCAAGGAACAACCGGAGCCAGUCCCAACUACCCAGAGGACUUUCAUUGAGGUGCGACUCUCAUCUUCCUCUUCUACUCUUCCUUCUUCCUCGUCGUCUACGCCAGUUCUGAUGCGAAAGGAAACGGUUAAUUCAAAGAAUUACUCAAUUACCCAAAUGACUCAUAUACCAGAUAUUACGUCACAGGUUAAUGGAAGUGCAGUAGAGACCAAUCUCAGGCCUGCUGCUCCUGCACCCCCUGACUCUGUGUGUAAUCCAGAAAACGUCACUACAAAUUCAGCAGUGAACUCAAUAGUCCUAGAAUCCAUAGAUGUGGUUCCUUUGCCUAUAAGCAAUGGUAUCAUAAACAUCUCUCUCGGAAACUCCCGUCUAACAGAUAUGGCUGUGGAAAACCUGAAAGCCAACAAGUCCAAACUGAAGAUGAUGGAGCGCCGUAGUUUCUCCACGGACAACAGCGCCCCCGGGGAUCCAAACCCCUUCUCUGUCCGCCAGAGAAUCAUGUCCUUUGAGAACCUGGCCAGCUUCGACAAGCCAGCGCUCAAAUGUAUCGAGAUCCAGUCCUUCGCUCAGUCCUAUGCUCUGACGGCAACGUUGAAGCCGCCUCUCAACCGAAGACUGUCUGGCUACAUGUCCGGCUCGGUGAGCUCCAUAGACUGCCGCUCGCUACGAAGAAGCUUCAGCUCAUGCGUCGACAACUUUAACGCCUCAUCCCCCUUGACCCCUUUGUCGCCUCAGCUUCGCAAGUCGCCGUCAAGUCUGACUCUGCCGAACUUUGACAUUUUGACACAAAGCUGCAGCGCAAACGAAGCUCCACUUGGACAAACACGGGACAAACCCGCGGACGGCGAAAUCUCCAAAAUGUUGCCCCCAGGGGGUGUGACCCUAACUCCUCAAACGCCCCCGGUGAUGCGGCGCCGCCAGGCUCGGGGCAAUGCUAACCUGUCCCGAUCCAGAUUGAGGGAGCUCAGGGCCCUUAGCAUGCCCGACCUGGACAAGCUGUACACCGAUGACUUCUCCAGCAACCCAGGGACCAACGGCACAUUUAAGACGGAGCUGGAGAUCAACCCAGCCAGGUCCACAGAGGCCCUCCAGAACCAGACAGGGUGCUGUCAACUGCCUGCUGAACCCACAGGUGUGCCCCCGACCAGGGACAGCCAGAGCGACGCUGGGGCCAGCAACUGGUCCAUCAGUUUGACAGUGCUGGCUGGCUCUCCGGUGGAGCAGAGUAAGCUGCAGACGGUCCUGGCCUCGCUGACCUCCAAGACCGACGUGUUGGCCCUGCUACAGGAGGCCAAAGCUCUCUCUCAGGUUAAAGAUGAUACCCACUUUGUAGUCUUCUCCAAAGAAGAGGGUUCAGGACUUGGUUUCAGCAUCGCUGGAGGAGUGGACCUUGAGCAGAAGUCUAUAUCUGUCUAUCGUGUCUUCUCCAAAGGGCUGGCUGGCCUGGAAGGUACCAUUCAGCAGGGGGACAGCGUCCUGUCCAUCAACGGCAGAAGCUUGGAGGGGACGUCCCACGGAGAAGCCCUGUCCUGUCUCCAUCAGGCUAGACUGUCCACUCAGACCCUGGUGGUCCUUCGCAGGGGGAAGGACAGUGAACCCCAGAUGUCCCCGAGACACCAUAACCUGUACCACUGCACAGGACGAAGCUACUCCCCAGGGUGCAGAGACAACGGGCCUGAAACAGCUAGACCCGUAGUGGUGGAAAUGGGUCCUGAUGGGGCUCUGAGGGUACAGCUCCUGAAGACAUCAGCUGGUCUGGGCUUCAGUCUGGAGGGGGGCAAAGCCUCGGCGCAUGGAGACCGCCCACUCAACGUCAAACGAGUCUUCAAAGGUGGUGCUGCGGAGCUGUCGCGUGUGGUGGACGUGGGGGAUGAGGUACUGGAGGUGAACGGGAGCUCGCUGCAGGGCCUCAUGCAUUACGACGCCUGGAACAUUAUCAAGACUGUCAGCAAAGGCCCCGUGCAGCUUGUCAUCAGGAAACCACGGACCUCUGUAUGACUCAACAGACAUAUCGACUGGACAUACAAAGAACUCAUAUGUCAGCUUGGUUGACGUGUAACCUGACAUCCAUAGAAUGGAUAUGUCAGCCUCGUUGACGUACAAUGGUGAAACACAGGAUUUCUGUAUGGCCGAUGGACUGGUCAGACAUAUCUUACACAACUCCAAGGUGACAUAUAACUACAAUGGAGAAAUGUCCUUUUUUAAAAUUAUCUUUUAAACAUAUUCUAACGAGGCUUACAGACAUGUUGGGCUAACAUUGCAGGGUUAUUCCCCCCCCAGAGUAAAUUUGGUCCGGGAUGGAUCUAUGUCUUACAGUGUGCCAAAAGAACAAGAGAGACUUUCACUUGUUUUACUUUUUUUACUUUUCUAUGACGUCCCCUUGUGAUGAUGUUUUUAAUAUCGCUGACCUACUCAGGCGGUGGUGCUGUACUGUACUGUGUAGGAGGAUAUUUUGUUAUCUAAGAAGGUGGGUGAAACUGUUCUUCAGUGCACAGUGCAUUCUGGAAAGUAUUCAGAUGCCUUGAUUUUUUCCCACGUUUUGUUAUGUUACAGCCUUCCUCUAAAACGGAUUAAAUAAAAAAAAAAAUACUCAGCAAUCUACACAAAAUAUCCCAUAAUGACAAAGCGAAAACAGAUUUUUAGAUUUCUUUGCGAAUUCAUGAAGAAAAAUAUUUUUAAAAUACCCUAUUUCCAUAAGUAUUCAGACCCUUUCCUAUGCGACACGACAUAGAGGUC